Plasmodium gaboni is the source of this 4104-nucleotide messenger RNA. RefSeq names its product putative AAA family ATPase. Gene Ontology annotation, cellular component: chloroplast thylakoid. The transcript has a single exon. Gene Ontology annotation, biological process: proteolysis. The coding region runs from base 1 to 4104 and encodes 1367 amino acids. Gene Ontology annotation, molecular function: ATP-dependent peptidase activity; ATP hydrolysis activity; ATP binding. Lineage: Eukaryota; Apicomplexa; Aconoidasida; Haemosporida; Plasmodiidae. The record is from RefSeq and is a predicted model, not a curated record.
AUGAAGAAAAAAAAUGAAAGGAAGACGAAUGUAGAGCAAGCCAUGAGUGAUUAUCUAUUAAACCUUAGUCAAAUUUAUAACCAGUCCAGUUCAUUUAGUGAUAAUGAUAAUAUUUAUAAUAAUAAUGAUAUUAAUAAUAAGAGAUAUUUAAAAUUUAAUAAUUUUGGGAUUGACAAUAUGAUGAGAAAAAAAGGUUGCGAAUUAUUUUUAAAAGAUGAUAUAAAUUAUAUUGAUAAUAAAAGAAUUCAAUUGUCAUAUUAUGAUAAGGUUAUGAAUAAUAUAUUUUCAAAGAAAGAAAGAGAAAUUUAUAGGAACAUACAAAAUAUUAUUAAAACACAAGAAAGAAAUGAUACAGAUAUAGAAGUAAAUGAAUAUUUAUAUACUUAUUUAUUUAUUCUAGCUAUUAAAAAAAUGUUCUAUGAUAUUAUAGCACAGAAAAAAAUGGAAUGCUAUAUAAAUAUAAUUCGUAAUCAUAAUAUAAAUAAAAACAUGUAUCAUAAAAAGGAUAUAUAUCAAAGUGCAAAUAAUAAUUUAUGUAAAUUAAAAUAUAAUGCAAAUGAAAAAAGUGGACAACAAAAUGAACAUGCGUAUUACUCAACAGAUAUUAAAAUGGGUUCUCAUGAAUUAACUCAUAAUAUAGAAAAUAUGCAAAAAAAUGCGCAAAAAAAUGUGCAAAAAAAUGUGAAAAAAAAUAUGAAAAAAAAUAUAAAUAAUAAAGAAUCUGAAAAUAAUAUUUAUGAUGAUAAUAGUGGUGAGGAUAGAAACGUGGAUGAUGAAAAUAAAUUUAAAGAAAAUUUAAAAAAAAAAAAUUAUCAUCACGAAUUGAAAAACUUAGAUAGUCGCACUACAGGGAGUUUUAAUUCGUUAGAUUAUAAAAAUGAAGAUAACAAGUGUGAUGAUAAUAAGUGUGACGAUAAUAAGUGUGACGAUAAUAAGUGUGAUGAUAAUAAGUGUAAUAAUAACCAGUGUGAUGAUAAUAAGUGUAAUAAUAAUCAAUGUGAUGAUAACCAGUGUGGUGAUCCUCCGAAGGACGAAAUUACAUACAGUGCUUCCUCUAACAAUGAUGCAGAUAAGAUACAAAGAAAUAAAAGCAACAACUUUUAUAAAAAUUAUAUUAUAUUUUUAUACAAUAAAAUGAAGAAGAAUAAAUAUUAUUGGCUUGUUCCUUUAAGUGUUAUAUCGUGCAUAUAUAUAUAUUAUAAAAUGAGAGUUCGUGUUUGUUUUUUUUUUAAAAAUACAUAUAUAAAUACAUGUAGAUUUAUUACAAAUUUAUUUUUUAAUAAUAAUGGGUUACAUGGAAAUGAGAAUUUAAUACUUAAAGAUUAUAAUCAUUUUUUUAAUAAUAUAAAUAGAAAUAAUAUAAAGACGAUAUUAUUUAAUCCAUCGAGUAAUACAUUCACAUAUAUGUUAGAAAAAAAUACUCCAAAAACUUCAGGACUUAUGAUGUAUAAUAGUAGAUUGAAUAAUAGUGAAAGUGGCACUGUUGGAAGUAGCUGGUUAUCAUCACCAUCGUCAUCAUCAUCAUUGUCUACACAUAAUAAUAAUAAUAUAUUAUAUAUGAUAUAUUAUAAUGAUUAUAUUAUGAAAUAUCUUUUAAAAAAUAAAGUUUAUGAACAUGUAGAUUUUAGAGUAGACGAUAAAUUAUUAAAAUUAUCUAUAUAUGAUAUUAUUAAAAGAAAUAUGUUUGAUAUUUUAACCUAUACAUUUUCAAUUAUAACCUUUUAUUAUAUUUAUGAAAAAAAUAUAUCUAAUUGUAAUAGUAUAGAUUAUUCAUUUGAAAAACAGAAAAAAUUACAAUCAUUAAACGAUAUUAUAUUAAAUGAUAAUACAAAAAGAGAAAUAAAAACUAUGUUAUUUUUUGUUUUAUAUUCAAAAGUAUUUAAUGAACCACUUAAUUGUGAUACCAUUUUGUUUUCUGGUGACACAGGGACAGGUAAAACAAUGUUAGCUAAAACUAUAGCAAAAGAAUUAAAUUUCGAUUUUGUGCAUGUAUCAGGUUCUACAUUUAUAGAAUUAUAUAUAGGAAGUGGAGCAUCUAAAAUAAGAUCCUUAUUUAAAAAAGCCAAAAAAAAUAAUAAACCUAUGGUUAUCUUUAUAGAUGAAAUAGAUAGCAUAGGAAUAAGUCGUUCUAUGAAUAAUGAUGUAUCUAUAUCAAAUCAAGAAUAUGCACAAACAUUGAAUCAAUUAUUGAUAGAAUUAGAUUCAUUGCAUGAAUAUAAUAAACAUCAUAUGUUAUCAGAAGGGCAGAAACAAUGGAAUAUUUUCAUGUAUCUAAAAAAUAAAUUCAUUCAUAAUAUUUAUGGAAAACAAAACAAAACACACAACAGCAACAAUAAUAAUAAUAAUAAUAAUGAUGAAUAUUUAAAUGUGAAGGGUCAUACAAUAUAUGGAAAAAAUUCCUACCAUAAUAUUAAUAAUAAUAAUAAUAAUAGUUGGGGUGAAUGUCAAAUAAAUUGUGAUAAUGAAGAGAUCGAUGAAAAUAAAGCUUAUGAUAUAUUUAAUUAUUAUCUAAACAAUGAUCUAAGUUUAUACGAAAUUGAAGAGUUAUUUAAUUUGAAGAAAUAUCGAACCCAACAUUUUAUUCUUUUUAUAGGAGCUACGAACAGAUAUAAACAAUUAGAUUCUGCAUUAAUAAGAGCAAAGAGAUUUGACAAAGUCAUACAUUUUAAUUUACCUAACGUUAAUACACGUAUGAAGUUAUUUUCUUUUUAUAUAGAUAAAUAUAUAAAAACGAAUAGAUGUUAUAAUCAUAUGAAUAAGAAAAAAAAUGAAUUUCUUAUAUCUCCUAAAGAUCAUGGUUCUUAUAUGCAUCAUGAUAGUAAUUAUUAUGAUAUGAAUGAAAAGGAAGAUGUGUUUACAUACAUAAAUGAAACAGAAAAUAUAAAAGAUAAUAUAAAUAAAUAUGAUGAUGAUAAUAAUAAUAAUAAUAAUAAUAUUCCUCGUUGUGAUAGUAAUAGUUCCAAUACAGAUAUAUACAAUAAAAAAAUUAAGAAUAAUAACUCACAAAAUAAAAAUAAUUUAAUAUAUGGAAUACAACCAUAUAAUAAUAAAUAUGAUGAACAAUAUUAUAAUCAUUUUAAUUAUUUUAAUUUUAAUUUUAAUUAUAAUAUAAAAUAUGGACCAAGUGUAAAACCAUUUAUUAUAAAUAAAAAUAAAAAAGUACAUGAAAAAAAUACAGAUAUAUUUAAUAAUAUAGAUAUAUUCACUCUGUCGAUCCUAACAUUUCAUUGUAAUUGUGCUGAUAUUGAUCAGUUAAUAUAUUCAGUUAAAUCAAAUAUAAUGACAACAAGAAAUAUUAUUAAUAAAAAAGAAUUCAAUGUAAAUAAUUUAUUAAUGGCUAAUAUGAACGAUAUGUUAUAUAAAAAAUUUACAUAUGAUAAUCAUUUAGAUAAAAUAGUAUCACAAAAAAAUAUAGAUGAGCAGGAACCAUUUUCAUCAUCCUUUAAUAAUAGAAUAUUGAAUGCAUGCAAUGUAGAUUGUGAAGAAUAUUUUAAUAAGUUCCUUACAUAUUGUAAUAAUAUUUUCUUGGAUAAAAUAAAAAACAUGCGAGAAAAAAAAAGGAAUCAAAAUGAAAAUAUUCAAAAGGUAAGUGAUAAAGUGUUAAAGAAGUGUAGCAAUAAUAAUGAUGAGAAUAAUAAUAAUGAUGAUGAUAAUAAUAAUAAUGAUGAUGAUAAUAAUAAUAUUUAUUGUGAUGAUAAUAAUGAUAAUAUUUAUUGUGAUGAUAAUAAUGAUAAUAUUUAUUGUGAUAAUAUAGAUGAACAAAAUAAUAAUGAAUAUUGUAGUAAUGAUGGUUUUAAAAAAAAUAUGAACAAUAAAUAUUUUUCAUAUGAUGAAUAUAUAAAUUAUAACAACAACAAUAAUAAUAAUAAUAGAAUGAAUAUGAAAAGUUAUUUAUCCUAUGAUGAUUUAUUACUUUUAUAUGAAUCCAAAAAAAUUAAGUUACACUUGUGGGACCAUAAUUUAAAUGACAUACAUAAUAAUAAUUUAAAUAUGCAUACUAAUAAUUCUUUUAUAAAUGAACAGAUGCAAUAUUAUUUAUUAUGGAAAUCGAUACAAACGUAUUUUAAUACUUUACAUUUAAAUUAUAAAAAUAUUAGUUUUUAA